Messenger RNA from Pezoporus occidentalis (night parrot), 3761 nucleotides. RefSeq names its product discoidin domain-containing receptor 2-like. Gene Ontology annotation, biological process: positive regulation of kinase activity; protein phosphorylation; positive regulation of phosphatidylinositol 3-kinase/protein kinase B signal transduction. Gene Ontology annotation, cellular component: plasma membrane; signaling receptor complex. The transcript is spliced from 18 exons. The coding region runs from base 234 to 2801 and encodes 855 amino acids. NCBI's taxonomy places the organism in Eukaryota, Metazoa, Chordata, Aves, Psittaciformes, Psittacidae. The record is from RefSeq and is a predicted model, not a curated record. Gene Ontology annotation, molecular function: protein tyrosine kinase collagen receptor activity; ATP binding; collagen binding.
GGAGGGAGGGAGGAGGGAGGAGUUACUCAAGUUUGAACAUAUCAUGUGUGCUGGUGGAAAGUUGCAAGGAAUGUCGAAACUACAGCCUGGCUCGACCUAUGGAGCUCAACAGAGACAUGGCAGUUGUUCCCUGUGCUCAGCAGGCCCCGGGCAAGGCAGAGAUGUAGAUGGCAGCUGCUGUGUUUGAAGGACUCGCACCCAUCUGACCCUGCGCAGCACCUCCGAUCGCUACCAUGAUCUUCUGCAUGCUGCUGCUGGCCUCCCUGCCUGAGCCAGCGGGCGCCGAAGUCAACCCUGCUAUAUGCCGUUACCCUUUGGGUAUGCACGAAGGGACGAUACGAGAUGAAGACAUCACAGCUUCCAGCCAGUGGUAUGAUUCCACAGGGCCCCAGUAUGCAAGGUUACAAAGGGAAGAGGGCGAUGGAGCCUGGUGCCCAGCUGGCUUGCUGCAACCAGAAGAUGUCCAGUUCCUCCAAAUCGACCUGCACAAGCUGUUUUUCAUCACCUUGGUUGGCACUCAGGGACGGCAUGCCCAUGCCACAGGCAAGGAGUUUGCCCGCGCCUACCGCAUCGACUACAGCCGCAACGGCGAGCGCUGGGUCUCCUGGAAGGACCGCCAGGGAGUGAAGGUGAUCCAAGGGAAUGUCGACACUUACGACGUGGUCUUGAAAGAUCUUCGGCCUCCCAUCAUUGCACGUUUUAUCCGGGUGAUGCCUGUGACAAAGGUGCCAAUGACUGUCUGUAUGAGGGUGGAGCUCUAUGGCUGUGUCUGGCAUGAUGGUUUGGCAUCCUAUAGCAUCCCUGAAGGAGGGACAAUAGCGGCUCCUGGCUCCCCCAUCGUUUAUCUGAAUGACUCGACCUAUGAUGGCUACCAGGAGCGCAGGCACUUGUACGGUGGCCUGGGCCAGCUCACGGACGGGGUGCUGGGCCUGGAUGACUUCACCCAGAGCCACCAGUACCGCGUGUGGCCAGGCUAUGACUACGUGGGCUGGAAGAACGAGAGCUUCAGCACGGGCUAUGUUGAAAUGGAGUUCCAGUUUGACCGGCCACGGAACUUCACCUCCAUGAAGGUGCAUUGUAACAACAUGUUUUCCAAGGGGGUGAAGAUCUUCCAGAAGGUGGAGUGUCUGUUCAAACCACGCCUGAUCGCAGACUGGGAGCCUGAGCCUGUUGGGGUGGCAACUGUCUUGGAUGACAAAAACCCCAGCGCCAGGUUUGUGACCGUGCCCCUGAGCCAUCGCGUGGGCAAAGCCAUCCUCUGCCGCUUCCACUUCGCUGACACCUGGAUGAUGAUGAGCGAGAUCUCCUUCCAGUCGGACAUGGAGAGUGUCAAUCCAAGCUUCGUUACAGUCGCCACAAGCACAACAGAUCUGCUGGAAACUGAGUACAAUGUUACCGAGGGGACCUGGGAAACCACAUCUUCUGUGACCAGCACCUGGAUAGGAGAGAAAGCAGAUGACUCCAGCACCUCCAUCCUUGUGGGCUGCCUUGUGGCUAUUAUUCUCCUGCUCCUGAUGAUUAUAAUCAUUAUUCUUUGGAAGCAAUAUGUUCAAAAAAGGUUGGAAAAGGCCCCACGUCGAAUCCUGGAGGAGGACGCCACAGUUCGCCUCUCCUUCUACAGCUACACCAUUGCCAACAACCAGACCCAGAUUCACCAGUCAAAUCCCACCUAUGAACGUGCUUUCCCACUGGAUUUGGAAUAUCACCAGCCAGCUACGCUGCUCCAAAAGCUUCCAGAGCUCUCCCAGAGUGCAGAGGAUUCGGUGUGCAGUGGGGACUACGCUGAGCCUGACCUGACCAAGUCCACUCCUCACCAAGGCUUUCAGAACAGUGUUCCUCACUAUGCCGAGACAGAUAUUGUCCAUCUGCAGGGUGUAACUGGCAACAACAUGUAUGCUGUGCCUGCCCUCACCGUGGACUCCCUUACCAAGAAGGACAUCUCCGUGGGUGAAUUCCCACGGCAGCAGCUGCGGCUCAAGGAGAAGCUGGGAGAAGGGCAGUUUGGAGAGGUGCACCUCUGUGAAGCCGAUGGCCUGCUGGAAUUCUUGGGAGUCUCCUCUACAGAAUUCACUCACCAGCCCAUUCUUGUGGCAGUGAAAAUGCUGAGAUCAGAUGUCAACAAAACAGCCAGAAAUGAUUUCCUGAAGGAGAUCAAGAUCAUGUCACGGCUCAAGAACCCAAAUAUCAUCCGGCUCCUGGGGGUGUGUGUGCGUGAUGACCCCCUGUGCAUGAUAACAGAGUACAUGGAAAACGGAGACCUCAAUCAGUUCCUGUCACAGAGGGAGAUCUACAGCAAAUUUGCCAUUUCAAACAACAUUCCCUGUGUCAGCUACUCCAACCUGCUGUACAUGGCCACCCAGAUCGCCUCCGGAAUGAAGUAUUUGGCAUCUCUGAAUUUUGUGCACAGAGACCUGGCAACUCGCAACUGCCUGGUGGGGAACAACUACACCAUCAAGAUUGCAGACUUUGGCAUGAGCAGGAAUCUCUACAGUGGGGAUUACUACCGGAUCCAGGGAAGAGCUGUACUGCCCAUCCGUUGGAUGGCCUGGGAAAGCAUCCUCCUGGGCAAGUUCACCACAGCCAGUGAUGUCUGGGCCUUUGGGGUCACCCUCUGGGAGAUGUUCAUACUGUGUAAGGAGCAACCUUACAGCCUCCUCUCGGAUGAGCAAGUCAUCGAGAACACAGGAGAGUUCUUCCGGAGCCAGGGCAGGCAGCUGUCACGAUGCUUAGAAAGCCUCAUGGGUUGUCUACGAUCUAUCUCUCCCAGACUCCUCUGUGCCCUAACCCUGUGUUUGACCUGAUGUUGAAAUGUUGGAGCAGGGAUAUAAAAGAUCGUCCCACUUUUGACAUGAUUCACCACUUCCUGCUAGAGCAAAUGGAAUCAAACAUUUGACUCCAGGAAAAAGAGACAAACUGUUGAGAACAGAGUGACUUUGGUGCCUCUCUGCCUGUACCUCACAGAAGAUGGUCAGGCCACCUUGCUCUCCUUCCUUGACUGAACCGUAUUUAAGUUGAGACGUCCAUGGCAGCUGCUCAUUCUAUUGGCCAUGGUCUGACACACAAGACCAGAGGAUCUCAUUUGGUUGAAAAAUCAUCUCCUCUUCUGAAUCGUUUCCUGGGAAUACUGUGAGAGGGGUUUUCUUGGAUACCCACACACCUUUGGGCAACGUAGAUGAGUAAAACCUUGAGGAACGUGGAGCUUUCUCCUGGGUGGAGCAGAAGCUGCCAGUCGGUGAGAGCACUGCCACUCACAAACAGUUGUAUUUCUACAAGUAAAGACUUCAGUCUUCUAAAACUAUUCCAUUAAAUCAAAUGGAAGUCUUGUGCACAUUAGCAAGUGUUUCUGUAUGCUCUUGCUACAGACAAUAUGUAUAGUGAGAGACUAGAAACGUUUAGAGCUAGGAAAUGCUUUUAUGGACUUGAACUGACGGAGCAUUUAGCAACCCUUUGGAAGUAACGCUGCCAGGGUGUACAGAGGAUGCUGAUCCCAGAGUCCAAGCUGAUGUUCUUUUUUCCUGUGGUUGUUAAGCACUGCUUUUGUUCUAUAUGUGCGUUUUCCCCACACUGGAUUUUGUUUGUUUUCUAGAUAAAUAACUUUGAAAAUGAAUGUUAAAGGUUGUAGGAAGAUCGUGGCGGUGGAAGAUCUUCUUCUGACCUACAGAUUAAGGCUAGGCUAGGGAGUUUGUAUUGAAACGUAGCUGAUACUGUACUACUGUCACUAUGUAGAUUCAUUAGCCUAAUGAACUUGUAGCCACAAUGGA